GCUGACCCUUCUGCUAUUAGGUAAUUGCAUCCACAUAAAGAAACUAUUGCUUUGAAAAAAGAAUUCUCAACGUGAAAGGAUGCAAUCCGUAUGUUGUAUCUGAGUAACUUUUCAGGAUAUUUUCAAACAUUUAAGUGGAACUGACAACCAAAAAAAUGGACCGAUAUCUAAAAAACAUUCUUAUCAUUUCCUUUGGAUUCUUGCUUCUGUUUACCGCUUUUGGAGGGCUCCAAAGUUUACAGAGCAGUCUGAACGCAGAUGAAGGUUUGGGUGUGGCUUCCCUGAGUAUUAUCUAUGGAGCACUCAUCAUUUCGUCAGUCUUCGUUCCUUCUAUUUUGAUUAAGACAAUUGGAUGCAAAUGGACCAUUGUUGCUGCUAUGUGUUGUUAUCUCACAUAUUCUAUAGGAAACUUCUAUGCAAGCUGGUACACACUCAUUCCAACUUCCAUGAUUUUGGGAUUUGGAGGAGCUCCCUUGUGGGCUGCAAAAUGCACAUACCUUACAGUGAGUGGAAAUCGAUAUGCGGAGAAAGCAGGAAAGGUCGCAAAAGAUAUUGUCAAUCAAUAUUUUGGACUUUUUUUUCUUAUAUUUCAAUCAUCUGGUGUAUGGGGGAAUCUGAUCUCUUCAUUAAUAUUUGGCCAAACACCAACUACAGGUUACAACUUGAGUACUUCAAGCUAUGAACAUUGUGGGGCAAAUGACUGUCCAUAUUUGAAUAUUACUAAUGCAAAUUCUACAAGUUCAACACAACCAACACAGAGCUUAAAAUAUACUCUUUUAGGAAUAUAUACAGGAAGUGGAGUGCUUGCUAUUGCUCUCGUUGCUAUAUUCUUGGAUAACAUUGAUUUAAAUACAAGACAGGCAAAGGAUGACUUUAAAGAAGAAUCUUUUGAAAAACAAAUAAUGGCAACUAUUAGGCAUCUAAAGGAUAAGCGUCAGUGUCUUCUCAUCCCACUAACAAUGUACAGUGGUUUUGAACAAGGAUUUCUUGCUGGUGAUUAUACAAAGUCAUACGUUACAUGUAGCCUUGGAAUACAUUUUGUUGGCUAUGUGAUGAUUUGUUUUGCAGCAACCAAUGCGAUAUGCUCUUUGUUAUUUGGAAAACUUUCCCAGUACACAGGAAGAAUAUUUCUUUUUUCCAUGGCUGCAAUCACAAACAUAGCAUGCAUAAUAGCAUUGCUUUUAUGGAGACCUCACCCAAAUCAGCUUGCAGUGUUCUUUAUAUUUCCUGCAUUAUGGGGUAUGGCAGAUGCUGUCUGGCAGACACAAACUAAUGCUCUCUAUGGAGUUUUAUUUGAUAAGCACAAGGAAGCUGCAUUUGCCAAUUAUCGCCUUUGGGAGUCUUUGGGAUUUGUCAUUGCCUAUGGCUAUAGCACAUUCUUAUGUGUGUCUGUGAAACUGUAUAUUCUUGUGUCGGUGCUAGUACUUGCAAUGGUGCUUUAUGGAUGUGUUGAAUAUCUUGAAAAUAAAAAAGUUCCCAGCACUGACUCACAAAAUAAAAACAAUGAAACUCAAUAUACACAGACACAUAUGUAGUAUUUACAUUAGAUUAUGUUUAAACAGCUCACAGGUGCCUGAUUGUUUUUAAUUUCUAACUGUGUAAAAUAAAUGUACGACGCUUA
Molecule: messenger RNA, 1621 nt
Organism: Pelobates fuscus (common spadefoot toad)
Lineage: Eukaryota; Metazoa; Chordata; Amphibia; Anura; Pelobatidae
Product: protein unc-93 homolog A-like
Exons: 9
Coding region: 156-1535 (459 amino acids)
Source: RefSeq, a predicted model, not a curated record